Talaromyces rugulosus is the source of this 2031-nucleotide messenger RNA. RefSeq lists its product as uncharacterized. The transcript has a single exon. Gene Ontology annotation, cellular component: membrane. Gene Ontology annotation, molecular function: ATP binding; ATP hydrolysis activity; ABC-type transporter activity. The record is from RefSeq and is a predicted model, not a curated record. Lineage: Eukaryota; Fungi; Ascomycota; Eurotiomycetes; Eurotiales; Trichocomaceae. The coding region runs from base 1 to 2031 and encodes 676 amino acids. Gene Ontology annotation, biological process: transmembrane transport.
AUGGCUUAUGGGGUUGCAGAGGUUUGGUUCAUGAUUAUUGAUCUAAACGCGUGUCAAAUCGACGGCUGGACUACAAUAUGCCGGAUAACUAUUCAAAUCGCCCGACUAUGUGUCCUGAUCACCCUCCUGAUCAUCAUUCUUAUUCGAAGAUUUUAUCCAAGACGACGUCGUAGUGGAUCUGAUGAGGAGAACGAGCCACUCCUGGCAGGAUCCAACCAACCCAGAAGGGAACAGCCCAUGCAUUCGAUUGAUGAGGCUGAUGAAGGCCAAACACCUGGCGACCAAAUGGGUUUUCGAGAGAUGUGGAAUGCAUUCAAACACAUUCUCCCCUUUCUGUGGCCGAAAGGCAAGGCAAAUCUCCAGUUGCGGUUUAUUGGAACUUUCCUCCUUGUCUGUUCCCAGCGGGUACUUGGUGUUCUUAUAGCACUACAAGACGGGUAUGUCAUCAACAGACUUAUGAAAAUGGAGAUGCCAUGGAGUGAAUUGUGCAUGGUGUUAUUUCUCCGAGUCUUGAAGUUUGGUUGUGUGAUCUUAUAUGACCUUUUUUGGAUGCCGAUUACUUAUUGGUCAAUCGGGAGGCUUCUUAUAGAGCCCCACAGCAAGAUAUUGGAUCUGUCCAAGGACUUCCAUGACGCCAAGGAGUCUAGUAAAUUAUGGGAAGGUCUCAACCGUGGCCUAGGCAUCAACAGUUCUUUCAACCGAUUGAUUACAGACAUAGUCCCUAUGCUUGCCGAUCUUGUUCUAGCACCAGGUCUCCUCCUAACAACUUUAGGGCCGUACAUGGGGUUACUCAUGACAUCUAUAGCAAUAUUUUAUGUCUGGUUGAAUGGGGAAUUCUUGGCUAGGACACUUCAGUUGCAGAGAAAGAGAAACUCCAUGCUCGGGAGAGAAAAGACCGUCCUACAUGAGACCACUGCAAAUUGGAAUACUGUGUCAUUAUUCAGCCGAGAGACAGACGAGAAGCUACGUUACAGCGAAGCAGUUCAUGACAGUAUCGACGCUCGCCGGUCGGUUACAUAUCUGGGUUUGGGCCAAUACGCUGUACAAUCGAUAGUCUUGUUGACUGGUUACAUUGGCGUCUGCCUUCGCGCUGCAUAUCAGAUCUCUCAAGGCCGUCUACUCCUUGGCCGUUAUCUGACGUGUAUUUCUUUUUGGGAUAGAUUCAGCGGCUCUCUCAAAUCGGCUCCGGCUCUGUUUCAGUCCAUCGCUUCGAGUUUAGUCGACGCGGAAAAUAUGGUCAAGCUUCUUGAGCAACAACCAUCUAUAGUGAACAGCUCUACGGCGGAGCGGCUUUGCAUCGAAGAAGGCGACGUGGAAUUUCACAAUGUGGAAUUUAAAAUAAAAGACCAAUAUAUCUUGAACAAGGUCUCUUUCCGUUGUCCAGGUGGCCGCACGACAGCAAUAGUCGGGGCGAGCGGAGGCGGUAAAUCGACAUGCCUGAAUAUGCUCUUUCGAUUUUACGAUGUGACCGGGGGAUAUAUUAAGAUUGACGGACAAGAUAUUCGCGACGUGACAUUAGAUAGUCUUCGAGGCACAAUUGGGUUUGUGCCUCAAGAACCACAAUUUUUCAACACAACAAUCCGAGAAAAUAUUCAAUAUGGGAAUGAAUACGCCACAGAGGAGGACAUCUAUUCAGCUUGCCGGGACGUUGGAUUGCAUGAUAAAAUCAUGACUUUCCCGAAGAAAUAUGAAACUGUGAUCGGUGAACGUGGUGUUAAACUGUCUGGUGGUGAGCGACAAAGACUGGCGAUCGCGCGACUAAUUAUUAAGAACCCGCAAAUUUUGCUUUUUGACGAGGCUACAAGUGCAGUUGACACUGAAACUGAGGCUAUCAUUCAACGGAAUAUAUCUCGACUGUCCGCGGGACGAACUGUCAUCGUCGUUGCGCAUCGCCUAUCAACGGUUGUCAACGCGGACAGCAUUAUUGUCAUUAAAAAUGGAGUUGUUGUAGAGCAGGGAAGUCAUGAGGAGUUAUUAGAACAAGGAGGGUAUUACAAAAAAUUGUGCUCUCAGAAAACUGAGCUACAAUGA